AGCACGGUUUACACACACACUCAGAGACACACACUCAAACAUACACAUAUACUCGCUCUAAAAACAGAAAACAAAUGAUACAACAACACAUAACACUGCACAUUUGAUUCACAAACAUAAACAACAUCAGCUCAGGAUCUUCACUGUCAUCAUGAGUCUCAAACAAGCCUGUAUCUUUCUCAGAGGAGGAACAAGGAGACAAACAAGAACUCUUACCAAUGAAGAAAUAGAAGAGUUACGUGAAGCUUUUGUGGAGUUCGAUAAAGACAAGGAUGGUUUUAUUAGCUGCAAAGAUUUGGGCAACCUCAUGAGGACCAUGGGUUAUAUGCCAACGGAAAUGGAGCUGAUAGAACUGAGCCAAAACAUCAACAUGAACCUAGGAGGACGGGUGGACUUUGAGGAUUUUGUGGAACUCAUGAGCCCGAAGCUUCUGGCUGAAACUGCAGGCAUGAUUGGAUUAAGGGAACUUAAAGAAGCCUUCAAAGAGUUUGACAUCGAUGGUGAUGGUAGCAUCACCUCUGAAGAGCUGAGACACGCCAUGAUCAAGUUAUUAGGGGAACAAACCAGCAAAAGGGAAAUUGAAGCUGUGGUCAGAGAAGCCGACAACAAUGGAGAUGGAACGGUCGACUUUGAGGAGUUCGUGAAAAUGAUGUCACGGAAUUGAUGGCGACAAAGUGAAUGCAGGGGAUUUGUUUUUAUUGACGUUUAUGUCGCUAAGAGUCCAUUUCUCAUGAAUAUUUGUUGCCAUUAUUUUUCCCAUAUAAGUGGAGAAACUUAACUUUAUCAUUUUCCAAAGUUCAUUAACUUUGAUUUGACAAAAUGUUUGGUCUUUUUUUUGUGUGUUUGUUUUUGAACUCAUAGUUCUGCAUGUGGGCCAGUGUAUUGUCACCUGGCUUCUCAGAAUCUCACAGACCUGAGUAAUGAGAACAUCUCAGGAUGAAGUCAGUCAGAGGGGAAAAAAAAACAUUUUAAACAUUUUAAAGAGAGCAGCUCUUAAUCAAAUGUUGGAAGUAGUGUCAGUGGUAGAAAUGUCCCUUCCUGAGGGUUGCCCUCUUUUUUCCCUUGUGUUUAAUUUCAAUCUAUUUGGUGAAUUUACCUUAAAUAAUCAAGACAGAUAUAGUGUGGCAUAGUGGCUGAUGUAUAUAUGCCAAUGUAUAGAAAUACUAAGACAAUGUCAUUGCGUUAUUUUAUUACGUUUAGUAGUAUUUUACAGAGAUCGCUGUUUGUUGUUAAAUCGAAUGUACAAUCUAUUUUUUAUUUAUUUAAUAUAUCCCCCUAUGACAGCUUCACUAUCUCACCUGCUCUGUUCUUGUAACCAUAAUGACAAAUGCCCUCUGACCUUAUUACUUACUUGAAUGUUGCAUGUUUUAUUGAUUUUUGUAUGGUCUAGGCAGCAGAGAUAUGCUUGGUUUAGCAAAAGGUUAGUUGUAGGUUGUAAGAUGGGGGUUUAGGCGGUAAAGUGUUGAGUUACUUUCUUAAUGUUUGUGAAAAGUGUGGUCAAGGUAAAGUGCAGGUCCUGCCGUAUAAAUACACAGAUUAAAAAUGCAUGCGUGUGUUUAUGUCAUUUUAUUUCUAUAUCUAUUUUGAAUGAGAUUGUGUGAGGAUUAAAUGUUCUCGUCGAUACUGAUAGUUUGAUGGAAAUUGAUAGCUGGUGUACUGGUUAUUUUUCUUCAAUGUGACAACUGUGUUGCCUAUAGUCCAUAUAUUGGAUGAAGAUAAAAACAUGGAUGGAAACAAGCUGACUAAUAUAUGCUUUAACAAGCAUUACAUUAUUUUUGGAUGGCCGCCUGCUGACAAUAGCAAGAAGAAAUGCUCUGCUCACGUGGCAUCCUGUGUUGAAAACAAUCCAUCUAGUCUCGUUAAAGCUGUUGCAUAAUAAGAAAAAAAAUUAAAAUGGUUGCGUGACAGCCGUGGAUUUGAUGUGUUUGAAUAUUACAGAAUCAGUUUAAAGGAAAAAUAUCGCUCAGUCAAAUGCAUUUGAGUUGGCGUAGAUCAACUCCUGCACAAUAACAUGUAGUACAUAAAUCUAAACAAACUCAAGAAUAAUCUGUCUCAUGGGAUGGAUUAGUCCAGUCUCUGUAAUCCACAUCGUGGGACACUCAUGUGAGCAGAUGGUAGAUGAGAUGAAAUCACAGCCACUAAUUCUGCUGAUUGAAAAGAC
Molecule: messenger RNA, 2161 nt
Organism: Solea solea (common sole)
Lineage: Eukaryota; Metazoa; Chordata; Actinopteri; Pleuronectiformes; Soleidae
Gene: cabp5b
Product: calcium binding protein 5b
Exons: 6
Coding region: 152-664 (170 amino acids)
Molecular function (GO): calcium ion binding
Source: RefSeq, a predicted model, not a curated record